Molecule: messenger RNA, 2023 nt
Organism: Electrophorus electricus (electric eel)
Lineage: Eukaryota; Metazoa; Chordata; Actinopteri; Gymnotiformes; Gymnotidae
Gene: popdc2
Product: popeye domain cAMP effector 2
Biological process (GO): skeletal muscle tissue development; regulation of membrane potential; heart development
Cellular component (GO): sarcolemma
Molecular function (GO): cAMP binding
Source: RefSeq, a predicted model, not a curated record
CGCACGCACACACACACACAUACACACACACACACGUAGUGAGUCCUGUAGUGGAAACUGGAAAGUAGAGAGGGAGGCUCUGAGACACUGACAGAAUGAACGCGGCCACAUUCCAGCUGUGUUUCUGACUGUGGGCGAAGCGUGGAGGAAAAAAAUCACAGGACGGAGAUUUCCAACUGCUUCACAGGAACAGGAGCGGGCCGGUUUGUGCUGCUACGAUCGCCUUAGCUUCGCUUAAAGGGAGAUUUAUAUGCCACAGCACGACAGAAGCGUCUUCCAAACACGCGUGCCGGAGUCCGUUUGAACACAGCCGAGACCUGAGAGAAGUCAAACAUGAGUGGAGAAAAUAUCACCUUCUUCAACACCAUCAUCUACGGGCACCCACUUUGCAAUGGAUGGCCCAACCACAUAGAGGGCGCGAUCUACCAUCUGGGCAAUACAAUCCUGUGCUUGGGGUACAUGGGCGGCAGUGGGGCCUACGGGGCUCUGUAUAUCUUCAGUUUCCUGGCUCCUGCCUUCCUCUGCCUGGCCCUGUGGGGCUGGCUGUCAGUGUGUGGCCUGGAUGUCUUCAUCUGGAACUUGGUCCUGAUGGCGGAGUCUUUGGCCCAGGUGGGCCACUUGCUGUUCCAGCUGCUGCACAACGGCAUGGCCAACGAGGAACUGUCCGCUCUGUACUCGGCCGUCUACCUGCCACAGGGCGUGCCCAUCCCAGUGUUCAAAGAGAUCAUGGGUGCCUGUGAAAACAAGGUACUCUCUCUGAAGGAGGAAGAGACCUACGCUGUAGAGGGAAAAACCCCCAUAGACCACCUCUCCUUUCUGCUCUCGGGGAGGAUUCGAGUGUCUUUAGAAGGUCAGUUCCUCCAUUACAUUUUUCCUCAUCAGUUCCUCGAUUCUCCAGAAUGGGAAUCCCUCCAACCAACCGAGGAGGGGAAUUUCCAGGUAAGCCUGACCGCCGAGAUGGACUGCCGUUACGUCUCCUGGAGCCGGCGCCGCCUGUACCUCCUGCUUUCCAAGGACAGAUACAUCGCUCAUCUCUUCUCGGUCAUGCUUGGCAGCGACAUUGCAGACAAACUCUACUCGCUCAACGACAAGCUGUUUGCCAAGAGCGGCGUCCGCCUCGAUAUCCGCCUGCCCAGUCUGUACCAUGUUCUCGGUCCCUCUCUGCCGAGCAGCAGCAGGGACAGCGGCAGCUCGCCACCCAGAGCGAGCAAGGGGGAUGCCACGCUUGCGAUGCCGGCCCUGGCGGAUGCCUGCCCAUACGCAGAUGCCCCCGAUGCCCAGCAAGGCCAAGAGAAGGAGGCGCUGCCCGAACCCCAGCCAUCUCAGCAGCGGGUCUGGCCCUCGGACACUGAGAAUCCCUUGGAGGCUGGCACCCCCAGUAAGCUUGCUGCGCGGCUCCACAGAGGACUGGCCCCGUUGGCCCCCACAGACACCCCAAGGCUCUAAAAAUAGCACGAUCCACAAACCCAGAAUGCCACAGCAUAAGGCUGACCCAGGGCCUCAGCGAAGCCCCUUGUAGCCCCUACCGUCCUCGGCUGCUGUGGGGACACGUGUGGGGAGGGAGGAUGUACAGCACAGAGGGGCUUUGCGAAAUGGUUUUGACUAUUUCAGGAUACCAGAGCAGCAUACGUAAUUCCCUCCACUGACCUCACUUGGUGAACACAAACAAGUAUUUCAAGGCCGUGUGUUACAUACGAUUCCAUAUUUCUAUCACUACAGUAUAAGAUAACUUUUGUUUGUUAAAUUUUUAAUGACAUUGUGCCCUUGAAAAGUAAGAGGCAUAACUUCACACUUUCACUAAAAACUGGAUCUCAGUGCACGUCAGACACACACAUGAGCUAAAUCCCACCGAGGCUUUUGAUCUUUAUGCAAUAUCACAUCAUCAUUGUUUGCUUGUUUAUUUAUUUAUUUUUACAACACAUGAUAAAUGAUAAGUAGACAGGGGGCACUAAAACAACACACACUGAUUAACACAGUCUUUGCAUAUCAAUCAUGAAAUCAUGUAUUUUCAUGGGGGCCAAUU